Prunus armeniaca (apricot) is the source of this 1583-nucleotide messenger RNA. NCBI's taxonomy places the organism in Eukaryota, Viridiplantae, Streptophyta, Magnoliopsida, Rosales, Rosaceae. The record is from the annotation of a GenBank genome assembly.
AAGCUCCAAAUUGCACCUUAUCACCAGAUGUUGAUGGGGAACAAACUAUACCCAAGAUGGAAGAAACAUAUGAAGAUGAUGGUUUUAUUGAAACUGUGGACGAUUAUCCAUCAUGCCCAAAAACAAGGAAGAAAUCUCCAAUAGAACCACAGCCUCACAAGAAAAGCAGAACAUGUUCAAUUAGUAAAGCAGAAAGCAAAAUCAAAGAUGUUUGUGGGGCAUCUAGGACUCGAAAGUUCCUAGUUCGAGGAACUGAGGUUCCUAGGAGGAUUGAUCCAGUUGCGGCAACUAGAAAAGAUAUAGCUCUUCAGAGAGCUAAGGCAUUCAAGUCCGAAUACCCCUUUUGUUGGGUUCUUAUGCAUCACUCGUAUAUCCAUAGAAGUUAUUUGCGUUUGCCAGCCAAAUUUUCCAAGGAACACAUUAACUGGACUCAUGACAACAUCGUACUUCAUGUUCCAAAUGGAAGAACUUGGCCUGUCAAAUUAGGGCAAGAUGCCAGAGGAAGAGUAAUAUUCCUGAGUGGUUGGACAACAUUUGUGCAAGACAAUAAUUUGGAAGUUGGUGAUGUGUGUGUCUUUGAGUUGAUUAACGACGUCAAACCUUUAUUUGAUGUUGUCUUGUUUUGCGCUACAAAAGCUGCAAAUUGUACCUUGUCACCAGCUGAUGAUGAUUUUGGCUAUGAUUCUGGUGAUAAUUCUAUUGAAAUCCUAGAUGAUUUUCCACCCGUCCCAAGAAAAACAAGAGAGAAACCUCCACAUAUAUCUCUUGAAAGAGCUGUUGAGAGAGCAAACUCUUUCGCAUCUAAAUACCCCUUUUUCAAGAUUGCUAUGCAUGCCACUUAUAUCCAUGGGCAUCAUAUGCAAAUUCUGCCACCAUUUAUCGUGCAUUUUAAUGGAAAUGUACCUCAGCAGUCCCGUCUUCGGACCUCAGCUGGAACUUGGGCUGUUAAUGUGAAGAAGGUUAAUGACAAGUAUUUUUUCCAAAAGGGUUGGAAGAAAUUUGUCCAUGACCAUGGUUUAAAGCUUUGUGAGUUUCUAGUCUUUGGUUACGCUGGAAAUUUGGGAUUCUAUGUUGACAUUUAUGGAAGAGAUGGCUGCAAAAACAAGUUGGUAACAGCCAUUAGGGAAAGGGGCCGCAGACCUCAUGAAGAGGGACAUGGUAAUGUAAUUCACAGAAGAAGCCCAAGACAUCAUGGAAAACAGAAUUUGCCUUCAAUUGAUCCCAUCAAAUAUGAAGCAACCGAUACUGAAUCUGAAACAUCAAUGCAUCCAUUGGCUACAAGUACUGGAAAAACUAUUCCUCUUCAGAGAAACAAUAGCUUCAACUCUGAAAAACCAUUUUUCAAGAUUGCAAUUCAGAACUCGUACAUCCGUAGAGGUUAUAUGCUGUCUUUUACCGCAAGACAGAAGCUUCAAGUUGCACCUCGUCACCAGGCAAGUAACCUGCAAUCAGGCCGGAGGAUCAAUUCAAGUCAGGUGAUUAAAAGAGAAGCCUCAUUCAUAGAUGAAGCUCUCAUGAUGUGCUUCUUCUCCGAAAGAAGGCAGUGGACGUCUCCAAAUUUAAAGAAGUACAAACAUAAUUAA